Messenger RNA from Diabrotica virgifera virgifera (western corn rootworm), 3232 nucleotides. RefSeq lists its product as uncharacterized. The coding region runs from base 152 to 3142 and encodes 996 amino acids. Lineage: Eukaryota; Metazoa; Arthropoda; Insecta; Coleoptera; Chrysomelidae. The record is from RefSeq and is a predicted model, not a curated record. The transcript has 8 exons.
UCUAAUUUUCAAUACACUAUACCUUUUAUAUUUCGUUAAUUUAAAAUGUACAAAAUUUAUCAUUGUAGUGCUACUCAAACCUUAACACACUUUUUCAAAAAUUUGCCGGAAAAGAUACCCGUUUCAAAAGGCUUUUUCAGAAAACUAAAUAAUGUAUCCACAGAGUUCAGGAAGACUAAAUAUGAACGGAUAUUCUGCACGUUCAAUAUCUAAUAGAGCGUUUAGUGAUGAAUACGAAGAACCGGUAAGAGACUCUAGUAGAUAUAGAAGGGGGGCUAUUAAUUCACUAGACUAUUGUUUCUGCUCAGAAGAAGCAAUAGAACUUCCCGCACCAAUACCCGUUAAAAGUGAUGUUGGCUCUUAUGCAUCCUCCAGAUUUUUUGAUGGCAAUGGACCUAGCCAAUAUUCUAGAUCACAAGUCAUUCCGACAGAAGAAAUGGACGAUAGUAGUGAUAAUUUAACUGCAAGAAGCACAAAUAUUUCUUCUCUUGGACCUUAUACAAGCGGUAAUCUAAGGAAUGGUAGUGGCAAAUUUAAAAGGAACCAAAGUGAUGUUUUUCGUCUUGGUUCUCAACGAAAACCGGUAGUAAGGCUCAAAGUACAUGCUUCGGUACAAACUAGCGAAACUUACCUUAGCACGUGUGUUGGUGUUGAAUACUAUUCACAACGAAAUGGGCAAACUAGGGCAGUCGAUACCGGAAGAAGCCAAAGGAAGGUAGUCAGACCUAAAGUCGACAGAUCUCUUAGAGAAAUAGAAAUACCAAGUGAUAGAAGCGAAAUGAAAAGCCAUGUGUGGUUACCUGAAAAUGGUAAGUCUAUGGCAAGUAAUGGUACUAAUACAGAGUCGAUGGUAAAGCGUCAGGCGUCACUUGGAAGAAAACUAUCAAAACUGCGUUCACGGGACCCACUAAGAAAGUCAUCCCAUUUUACAUCACUAUCAAAACCUGCACUACGAAAUAUAUCCACUGGUUAUAUUGAUCCCGACAAGUCGUUCAUGAGCAGUCGUUCAAGAGAUCCAAUAAGAAAGUCAUCCCAAUUUCCAGCAGCAUCAAGAUCUGUAGUAAGGGAUGCAUCCACUAGUUAUCUUGAAUCUGAUGAUUCAUUUGCGCCAAGUUAUUCACGAGAUCCAGUAAAAAUGUCCUCUAUCCAUUUCGGACCACAACCAAGAUCUUCAGUGAGAACUGUACCAAGUAGUUACCCCAGUUAUACUUCUCCCAGUUAUGUUUCUCCCAGUUUUAUUUCCCCUAGCGAAUCCAAGCCGUAUUACACACCACAAACCAGCAAAUUAUGUAAAGCUAGAGCAAAUAUAUGUGCGCAAAGAUUUAAAAUAGCAUCCCAUGCAUCCGUUCACACAAUGGAGAACAAGUCUACUAUAUAUUCUUCCUCCGAACUUGUUGGAGGACGUAAAUCAAGAGUUUAUGAAAACUCAAAAUGUAAAUGUUUCAACACAAGAUGUUUACAAAAAGCAAUAAGAAAGUUUGUGAGAGAAGCCAUAGAAGAAUCUUUAAGGGAAUCGGGAAUGUCGCAGCUAGAUCUAGACGCUUCCAUGUUAGAUCAAAGAACUCCUUCAAGGCAACAAGGCGUUCAAGUAGUUCCAAGUACAACAGAUGGUAUAAUGAUGUAUAGGUCAGAAGGAACAAGUGGUUACUUACCUGUUAUUACAGACCCUGUGCCCAACGCCUGUGGAUGCUUAUGUAUAUGUAACCCUGAUCCAGCAAGAUCUCUGAGAAACGUUAAUAGAUCAGAUAGGGCAGUAGGCGGUAAUUUAGACAUGUUAUCAGAAAUGAGGAUCUCUAGGCCAACUGUGUCAAUAAUAGAUCCGAAGAUAGCUUCUGCUGUGGCGAUGAAAGACCAAUAUACUGAACAUCAAGUUGGGGCAGGUUGUAACUGCUGUCAGACCUCGUCGAAGACUCGGUUAUUGUGUUCUCAGAGAAGAGCAAGAGAUAUUGAAUCACACACAGACGAAUCUGCUAAAGUAUCCUUCGUUGAGGAGAGCAUUCUAAGUGGAUCUCUCCAAGAUGGAAGGCAUGGGAUUUUUCAUAAGGCAGCUGACGAUCGGUUUCCAGAUCCAUCGAUUACCAGAUUUCCAAGUCACGGAGCCGUCUCGCAUAAAGACGAGCAAAAGGUUAUUCCUUUGGGGAAAGAUCCUUCAUUGUGUGUAUUACAACAAGGCAACUUUAAAACAUAUUUGAUGAGGAAAUCAGCCGGAAUUGAAUUGCCCAAGGUUACUGAAGAGGAAUUACAGCUUAUUAAUGAAUAUAUGAAAUCAUCUCCAAUGAAGUCAACCUCCUCAGUGACAAUUAACGAUAAGCAUGAUAGACAUCAUUAUCCAACAGAGUCAGACCAUAAAUUUGAUUAUAAUAGACUGGAAAACAUUAGUCACAGAUUAUCAGACGAUACGUUAGACUAUCGUUUGUUGAGACAAGAGCUGCCAAAAAAAACUGAAAGUCAAAUUAUAAGAGAAAGACCACCGACAAGAAAACGGGCUUCUAUAGCACCAGAUGAAGCAUCAGAAGAUCGCGAACGUCACAAACUACACUCUAUUGGGGAUGAAGAAAGAAGGAUAAUCGAAGAAGUUCGGUCAGAACAUGAGAAAAAACUAAUAGACAGUUUAAAAGGCGACGAAGAAAAGGAACUCCAAGUCACAGAGGCAACUAGUUGGCUGAAAGAGCCAGGCGAAACUGAAGCGGAAAAUUUUGAGCCAUCCGAUAGUCUCGAGAAAGAGGCUGCCAGCUAUGAAGCAGCGCAACAUACUCGUUAUAAUGCAGAACCUGCAACUGUGUUUGAAAGUAUUAUCCAAGAGGAAAAAAAGAAGCUUCGACGACACUCUAAAAGAUCAAGUAUCCCUAGUGAUCAGUCUGAAUUUGAACAAGAGAAGGACCAUGGAGGGAAAUCUGGUAAGGGAUUCUUUAGUUUCUUUAAGAACUGGAGGAAAAACGGCAAAAGUGGCUCAAAACGGAAAGAACCAAAACGGAAAGUGGGUUUGUCGAAUGACAUCGAAGAUGAUAUAUCUGAAUCCAUAAGCGGGGUGUCGGGAACUGAAACAGAAGAACACAGAAGAUCAAGAAGAUCAAGUAUGAGCUCUUACAAGGACCGUCCUCUUCCCAGUCAUUUUCGUCAAAACAUUUACAAAUUUAACUGACAUGAUCAAAACAUUUUUUUUAUAACAUACAUGUAUUUACAUUUGUCUGUCCUAUUGUGUACACUGAUUAAAGUUGGGCUUAAUAAAAAA